UACACUUUCUAAGAUUUUAUCGAAGUCUUCAAACCUUUUAUAAAUUAGAAUCUAAAUCUGCUGAUCUGAGAUACUGAUCAUGAUUCCUACUGAUAUGAUCCAUGAGAUACUCUUGAGACUGCCUGCUAAAUCUGCUGGGAGGUUCCGUUGCGUCUCAAAGCUAUGGUCAUCCAUCAUUACUCGUCCAGAUUUCAUCAGGUCGUUCGGGAGUCCGUCUUCCACACGGUUGUGUCUUUUAAUAUGUGCGAGAACAUUAAACAAGUGUCGUAUCUUCAACUCAAUCCCCCAACAUGAGCAUCCGGACAGAACAUACAAUCCGCAUGUGGAAAAAUAUGAGAUAUAUGCUCCUAGGGUUUAUCAUUACCACGGGUCCGAAACAGUCCAUGGCUUAACAUACUUGGCAGAUCCUUAUGGGAAUAUUAUAGUUUGGAAUCCAACCAUAAGACAACAUGUUAAGCUACCCCGACCUUCAGAACGACUAUUUGUAUGUAACUUUUUAGGAUAUGAUCCGGUCGAGGACAAGUAUAAAGUCUUGUGCAUCUCAAUAUGUAGAUACCAAGAUCCUCUUGUUUUCACAUUGGGACCUCAAGAAUCAUGGAGAGUGGCCCAAAAUAACCUUACACAUAGCCCUUCACGCACAUUUGGAGCAAGAGGUAUAUGCAUCAACGGGCAUGUCUAUUAUGAAGCGGAGAUACAAUAUAGAGUCGGUGAUACUUUUAAAACAGAAGAUAACCUUAUGAGCUUUGAUGUGAGGUAUGAAAAGUUCAACGUUAUCAUAAAACCAGCUAAUGAUAAACUUUGCGAUUGUUUCUUCAACUACAGUGGAAAAGUAGCAUGGCUUUGCUCGGACGUCUCUUGUAUAAGGUUUUGGGUUCUCGAGGAUAAAGAGAAACAAGAAUGGUCACCUAGAAAAUUUCCUCUACCUUUUCCAAGAUUACGUGACCCGAUCUGGCUAGUUGUUUUGAGAUUGAGAGGUAUCACUCAUGAUACUUGUGAGUUUAUUUAUACUUGUACAACGCUUGAAGCAAUUUAUGUUUUGUACUAUGAUCCUAAGAGAAACCGUAUAAGGAGGGUCAAAUAUGAAGGGCUUCAAGAAGAAGAAGAAGACUUCUUGAAAAAUAACAUUGAAGAAAAUAUUCACUAUUAUCCCAAUCACUGUGAGAGUCUCGUGUCUUUGAAGGACGUUCCUGGCUUUGAGCCUGAUUGGUUGAGAAUAUAAAUAGGGCUAUUAUGUAUCCAAUCAAACAUUAACUUGAUAGCGGAUCUACCACAGUUACAAUAACGUCCCAAGCUUC
Molecule: messenger RNA, 1295 nt
Organism: Capsella rubella
Lineage: Eukaryota; Viridiplantae; Streptophyta; Magnoliopsida; Brassicales; Brassicaceae
Product: putative F-box protein At4g21240
Exons: 2
Coding region: 80-1219 (379 amino acids)
Molecular function (GO): protein binding
Source: RefSeq, a predicted model, not a curated record